This is a messenger RNA of Eupeodes corollae, 2827 nucleotides long. Its product is annotated as kelch-like protein 3. NCBI's taxonomy places the organism in Eukaryota, Metazoa, Arthropoda, Insecta, Diptera, Syrphidae. The record is from RefSeq and is a predicted model, not a curated record. The transcript has 2 exons. The coding region runs from base 146 to 1807 and encodes 553 amino acids. Gene Ontology annotation, molecular function: protein binding.
UGAAUAUUUGUAUUCUUUCGAUUGGACGAUUUUUAACCAAGCUAAUUCAAAAAGUAUUGAACCGCAAUAUUUGUAUGUUAUAUUGAAUAAGUACUAAAAAGAUUAAUCCAUUUAUUUCUCUCUUUUUGAAGGUAGAUUAUCCAAAAUGGAAAAUCAACAGAAGUCGAUUUCAGUUUUGAAAUCUAACAAAUUUGCAUCGGAAUUAAGUGAAAAACUUUUCUCGUUCAGUGAGAACAAAACAUUUUCCGACAUUUCCAUAAUAGCUUCUGACGAUGUUAUAUUUCAUGCCCACAAAUGUGUCUUAUCGGCUUUUAGUGAUUAUUUUAUGACAAUGUUUGCAAGUGGUCUGAAAGAGGCACUAGCCAAUGAAGUUAAAAUCCAUGAGUUUAACGGAAAUAUAUUGAAACCGAUAUUGAAGUUUUUGUACACUGGGCAAAUUAAGCUUAACAAUGAAACAAUUGAAGAAAUUUUGAGAGCGGCCAACUUUUUCCAAAUCCAACCAUUAACCAAUGAAUGCUAUGAAUUUAUGGCUGAGAAAUUGGAUGUGAAAAAUUGUUUGGGCAUAACAAUUUUUGCCGAUCAAAAUGGUUUGAUUGAACUCUUUAAAAAAGCCUCAAAUUUUGCAAGUGCGAAUUUUGAAAAAAUUUGCAGCUGUAGUGAUUUUCUCAAACUUGAUGAGGAUCAAUUAGGAGCAAUAGUUUCGAGCGAAGACCUGUGUGUGACUUCGGAGGAGAAAGUCUUUUUCAAUAUCAUUAAAUGGAUCAAUUACGAUAAGGAAAAUCGAGAAAAAAAGGCCUUCAACUUGAUUUCCAAAGUACGUUAUUGGCUGUUGAGCUUGGACUUCAUCAAGCAACAUAGAUCAAAACUCCCCCAUCAGGUGGAGUACCUUGAAACGGUCUGCACUUGGCUUGAAUGGCAUUCCUCCCCCGAUGGCCGUCGAGCAAUGAAGCCAAUGGAAUUUUCGAAACCCAGUAAGCCUCAUGGACUAUUGUUAGUUGGUGGCGGAGGUAUACAGACUUAUGAUGCAGAAUUGAAUAUUUGGUCUUUUGAAUUCAUUCCGAAACUGCCAUUUCGAUUUGAUAAGAUUGUUGCCCUCCAGAAUAAGCUUAUUUUGUCUUGGCUCGAGAAACCUCUAACAUGCCUCGACCUUCGAACGCAAGCAGUCACAACCUUGCCCGGAAUGCAUAUUCAGCGUCGUGGCUAUGGAUUGGCUGUGUUGAAUAAUGAAUUGUACGUCGUCGGUGGCCAGAAGUAUUUAUCACCUUGGAAACGAGUUGUCGAGAAAUAUAACUUCUCUACUGAAAAAUGGUACGACGUCGCUCCUAUGAAUACAAUAUUUUCCUCGCCCAAAGUUGCUGUAGCCAAUGAUAAGUUGUAUGUUGUUGGCGAUAGAUCAACCACCAUGGAAUCGCUUAAUCCUAGCACAAAUGAAUGGACAUCGAAUCCCAUUGCAGAUUUACCUAAGUCAGCAUUUGGAUUUACAGAGGUUGCUGGAGAUCUAUACAAAAUCGGAGGAGCCCAAUACGGCGACACGAGGUACGGAAAAGAUGUUUAUUUUAAAAGCGUUCACAGCUUUGAUACUUUAAGUUGUGUUUGGACUCAGAGGGCACAAAUGAAAAUAGCAUUAGCUGAUCCACAUUGCAUAUCAUGGAACAAUCGUUUGAUAACUUGUGGUGGUCGCGAUGAAACAGGCACUUAUCUUAAUUUGGUCCAAGAAUACAAUCCGAACUCAAACGAGUGGAGAACUUUGGCUCAAAUGAUCGAAUAUAAUUAUUUAAACGAAUAUGCUCUUAUUGAAUUAAAUUAAACAAAUAUAAUCUUAAAAGUACAAUAUUCAAGGUCUGCAAAAAUUCAAAUUUGUAAUCGAUUCAAAUGAAAUUGUUAUAAAAUAUGGAACUGUUAAGGGUAUAUUUAACCAUAUACUCACAAGACGCACUGAAAUAAUGUUUUCCAAACUUGAACUAUUUCUACCUAAACGAAGCCGGAUGGGUCAGCUAUUUUAAUAAAAUUUCUUUUUAAUUUUAUCUCUAUAUUUUAUUAAUAAAAAAGAACCCUUCUGUAAUCUAACAUUCCAUUUGGAUUUAAUAACAAUAUCUAUAGUUUUUUUUCCUUUGUUUGUAAACAACACUCGAUUAAAAUAAUUAAAUAUAGAGAACAAUACAAAUUGAAAGUUAUGUAUUUGUUUCAAUAAAAGCUUGAUAAAAAGUCUAAUAGGUUUAAUAAGAUUAUUAUCAAUUUAAAUGAGGCAACUAAUUAUAAAUAAACAAAACAUUUCUUGUGUUGCAUUAUUUUUAAAAAAGGUAUAAAAUGUCUUUUGUGUAAUAUUGUGUUAUCAUUGAAGUUCAAAUUCGAGAUACCUAUUAACAAUCCUGAGAAAUGAAUAUGAAUAAGUUAAUUAUUUUAACAGUUUUUGUUUUUGGAUUUGUCCUGAUGAUGAGCAUGGUUAAGGCCGAUGAAGGACACGGUGGAUCUAUUGUUAAAAAUCAUCAUCCUGGAUUUUCGUCAUUAUUUUCUCAAACUGCAAAUUUAAGGCCAUUCAAUAAGGGAAAUAGAAAUGAAACGGAAGGAAAUACGAGUAAUAAACAUGAGUUAGGCUCAAAAAUGCCAUUUAGGAGAAACAAAAAUGGACAAAAACCGAAUGAAAAUACUAAAGAAGAGAAUAAAGAAGAAAAUAAUUAAAAAUUUAAACAUUAAUUGACACAAAUUUUAGUUAAAUUAAAAAAAAAUGUUGUCUUGAUUUUAUACUUAUUAAUUAUUUAAAAAAAGGUUGUUCCUUAUUGACCGUAAAAAUCGUAAUAAAAAGGCAAAACCUGUUGUUGUUUUUAAA